Puntigrus tetrazona (Sumatra barb) is the source of this 5477-nucleotide messenger RNA. Its product is annotated as P2Y purinoceptor 14-like. Lineage: Eukaryota; Metazoa; Chordata; Actinopteri; Cypriniformes; Cyprinidae. Gene Ontology annotation, molecular function: G protein-coupled purinergic nucleotide receptor activity. The coding region runs from base 2575 to 3999 and encodes 474 amino acids. The record is from RefSeq and is a predicted model, not a curated record. Gene Ontology annotation, biological process: G protein-coupled receptor signaling pathway. Gene Ontology annotation, cellular component: membrane. The transcript has 5 exons.
AAUAAGGAACUACGUUUGUCCUAAAUUUGCUACUACUUACUGCUUAGUUUUUCUUGCUUUUCUAUUGUUAAUAGUAUCAAGUUAAUUAAUAACAUCUUGCAUAGUUACUUGUAGCAACUUUCAUGAAAAGUAUUUAGAGUAUCGUUGUGGUUAACUGAGGCCUUAUUGAGCUUAAGGGUAGAGAACAGGAAACUAAUAAACCAGAAACAAAGACACCAAAAUUAUUUCAGCUUAGACUGUCAGUGCAUGGGUAUAUUAUACAUUUAUAGAAUAUAGAUAGAAACCUUCUCUUUUAAGUGUAUAGUAGCACAUUUAGGACAAAGAUAUUUGAUUAGAUAUUUGAUAAUUAUUAAAUAUAAAUAUCCUUAUCCUUGACCUUUAACCUUUCUAUUAACAAAAUAAGUUGAUGAUAGCAUUUCCUUUAUUUUGAGUAUAUAUUCCAAUUUGAAAAGUGAGGAUGCAUAAAACAUUUUUAAAUGAAAAUAUAUUCCAAUCCUUACAGUAGCCAACAAAAUUGUGAUUACUGAUUAAUAAUGACAACAAUGUUUUAAUUUAUAAUAAUUUUUAGUGCUGGGCAAAGAUUAAAGGAAGAGUUCACCAUUUGUUGCAUGACGCAGCUUAUGUCGUAUGUUGAAUCAGAAGACAUACAAGAAGCCGUAACUCUGCACUCAGUCAGUCAGUUAUUUACGUUAUAAUUUUAAAACUAUAAAUAUUUUUGUUAAAAAAACCUCCAAUCUGCUUCAGAGGACAUGUGAUAACUCCCCAAAGGCGUAUAGGUUAGUUUUACAUCACAGUGCACGUGGAUAUAUUCAAUUUACUGAGCUUUAAAAUAAUUACCAAAAAUUGGGAAAAGCCAUGAUAAAUUUUCUAAAAACUCUGACUGUGCUCAUCUGAAAGAAGAAAGGUCAUAUGCACCUAGGAUUGUAUGGGGUGAGUAAAAUAUAGGGUAGUUUUCAUUUUUGGGUGAACUGCUGUAUUCCUAUAAUAGCAAAUAAUCGUAUUCAAAAUAAUAUUUUUUGUGUAAAUAAAAUAUGUGAGUACUUUUUAAUAUUUAUUAUGUAUAUAUAAAUACACACACUUAUAUAUUAAAAAAACUAUGUUGUGUUAAUAAUGUAUAACAAAUACAAAAAAAAUGCAUGUGUCAUAAGGCCUUUGUGGCUAUGCGCUUCCUUCUUCAAUUCUGCGAGGUUUUCGAAACAUUCAGCUAGUGGAAAGGAGGCAGAAGAGGGCAGCAGCACUGCAGCAGCUUACACCUUUCGUAACCUCGCUGCACAGACGAGCUGAGAAAGCAAUCCCUUGAAACUACUCUACUGUAAGGGACUCUUAAUCUCCACUUCAAACUUGCUCCUCGUGAUGAGGGCAAAACUCUGGAGCAAUUCAUGGAAUCAGCCAUCCGUAUCGACAAUCUGAUGUGUUCUUGACACACUUGGCUAUUCCCAGCUUCCAAUUUUAAUCUACCAUUUUACAUAAGAACCCAUAUGUAGUUUGGGGAAUGGAUGGAGGAGAGAGAGAAAUGCAUUCGCAACCACCUCUGUCUGUACUGUGGCUAGUCAAAUUCUCCAAUGGUCUGAAUUCUCCCAAAAAAACUGUCUCACCUCUGUUCCCAGAUUGUUCACUUCCUCAACAUAGGAGGAAACCAAAACUCUUCAACUCUCAGACUUGCCUGAAACCUUCACCACCCAGACCUGCUUCCAAACUUCCACCUCAUAGACCCAGUGACUGUACUAUUGACCUUAUCCCCGAAGCAACACUGCUCAAGGGCAGAGUCUUCCCUCUCUCACAACCACAAUCAGAAACCAUGAAAUCUAACAUAACACUCAAAUUCCAUUACCCACUGCCUGUAGUUCCAACCUCUUUCAAACAACUGCACAAAGCCAAUUAUUUCUCCAACUUAUAUCUGAGGGCUUACAACCUAAUCAGCAUUCGAGAAGGGGAAGAAUGAAAGACUCUACCUCAUCUGGGCACUAUGAACACCGGGUUAUGCUCUUCAGAAUAGCAAACAGUCCUUUUGUGAUCCACCGUUUAUAUUGACGACAUCCUGAUUUACAUCCUGAGGACAGCACUUGAACCAGUUUGGACACCCGCCAGUGAAAAAGCUUUCCUUCAUCUUACUGCAUUAUCCCAGUCUGGACCUGGAAUUCAUGGUAGAGGUGGACAGCUCCAAUACAGGGAUUGGAGCGAUGCUCUCACAAUAGUAAUCGACCUAAACUAUUUCAUGUGCCUUCUUUUCUCUCAAGCUAAAUUAGUCUGAGAGAAAUUAUGAUGUGGGGACAGAGAGCUUUUGGCCAUGAAGGUCGCUUUUGAGGAGUUGGUGACAUUAGUUGGAGUGGUGAAACUCAUGCUAACUGACCAUCGCAAAAUGGGAUAUAAAAGGUCACCCAAAUGCGUAGCAACCCCAGACAAGCUAAAUGGUCUCUUUUUCCUUUGCCCCUAUGAGACAGAGUAAUGCAAUAAGUCUACAACUCAGCCUGUGCUGGACACCCAGGUAUCAGCACUACCAUUCAACUCCCCUUUAACCAUUUCUGGUGGCCAUCUCUACAGUCAGACAUCACUAAAUUUGUUCAGAAUGGUAAUAUGCGCAAUAUCUACAAAAUCAGACUGGAGCCGCUUUUUGCUUUGGACCAAAUAUGCUCAAAAAACCCUCCAGAAACCAGCCACCAGACAAAGCCCCUUUCAAUGUGUUCUUGGCUUUUAACCCCCUCUAUUUCCCUGGUCAGGAGAGACAUCACAACAAGUUACUUGCAGUCAAUCACUGGCUACAGAGAAGCUAGCAGACAGAUUUCUAUUUCAGAACAUGUUCCAACUUCGCUUCUGGACAGUGGGUGUAGCUCUCCUCCAGAAACCUUUGGUUUUGACUUCCCUGCAAGAAACUUAGUCCCUGCCCGCCAGUGGUCCGAGAGGAUGGAUCAUCGACAUCAACUCUUAUCAUCAUCAACAGCGAGGAGGCCUAUCAUCUUAGACUCGCAAUGCCAUGGCAGGGUGCUACAAUACCUCAUUGACUGGGAGUGGUAUGGACCCAAAGAAAGAUCUUGGCAAGUGAUCAUCAUGGACCAAAAUGCAACCAAUUCAACUGAAGGACCUUGUGGCUUGUCUGAAAUGCCAGCACGUUUGUUCUUCAUAUGUAUAUACUCAGUGAUUUGUGUGGCAAGCCUGGUGCUCAACAGCAUUACAGCAUAUGUGUACUUUUGUAAAGUUAAAAAUCAAUCCAGCAUUACAAUCUAUAUGAGGAAUCUGGUUAUAGCCGACUUGUUUGUGUGCCUGUGUUUGAUAUUACGCAUUGCUAAAUAUGCUAAAACUUCAAUGGAAAUUCAGCAUAUUUACUGUAGCUUUGGUGCUCCAGCUUCCUACAUCAACAUGUACUCCAGUAUUCUUUUCAUGGGCUACAUCGCUGCAAACAGGUACAUGAAGAUCACGCGGCCACUGGAGACUCACACUCUGCAAAGUGUUCGUUCGACACGCUGCAUCUGCAUUGUGACCUGGGCAACUCUGCUGUGCUCAAAUUGUGCUUACAUUGUUCUUUUUGUCAUGGCUGAUAAACAAACUUCUGCCCACAGUGGUUUCGACUGUGACAGCUUUCAUAACAGCUUACUCAAACAGAUCUACUUGGCCUUGCAGAUCAUUUGCUUUCCAUUGUUUUUGCUUGUGCUGGUAUCCCUGAUUGUUUUCUACUGGUUGAACGUGCAGAAGCUUCGUCAAGCUCAGCGCACAAUGCCAGAUCAGCCCGGCAAUGCUAAGCUCAGCAGGUCAAAGCGUAACAUGCAAGUUCUGAUGGUGGUUUUCUGUGUGUGUUUUGUACCGUAUCAUCUGGUGAGACUGCCGUAUGUGCUCAUCAAACCCCUACUGCGGGACUGCAGAGAUGAGCAGGUUUUCUACAUCCUGAAGGAGCUGACCGUCCUGCUCGCAGUACUAAAUGCCUGCUUGGAUCCACUUAUUUACUUUGUCUUUUGCAAGACCUUCAGAGCACACCUUAAACUUCAAAGAUUCUGCAACUCAGAAUGAGAUAAAGAGCUCACGUUGUUCCAGAGUGUCUUUCUUCAGCUAAACAGAAUUGAAAAUAUUUAGAAAAAAGCGGGUAACCCAAUAGUUUGUGGUAGCCUUUGACUUCUACCUUGUUUACAUAUGCAACAACUUGAGGGUGAGUUAAUGACAGAUGUUUUUUUUUUUUUUUUUCUGAGUGAAUUAUCCAUUUAACAAAGCGGAAUUGAAAAAAAAAAUCUGUAUUCAAAAAAGAUUUUCUAAAUACUUUAUUAUCAUGUUCUUCAGAUUCUUUAGAGAAUGAUCUAAAGAUCUAAAUGAUCCUAUAAUUCCCUUUUUUCUUUUCUUCUUUAUUAAAAAAGAAUAAUAACACAAACCACUGUGUUACAAUGCCUCAUAUUCCACAACCCAGCAUGGGGUGAGAGAGGAAACCAUCUUAAAUUGUGCUUGACAAAACACAACGUCCAUAUUUAUGUCCACUUUGAACUCCCAUUGAAUCCUCAGAUAGGGAUAUCUGACAGAGAUAAUAAUAAAUUUGUAAAUGGGAAUGUGAUCUCCGUUCUUUUUUACUGUAAUUUAUUUGAUUGAAUUUUAAUGUAUUUGUUUUGUAAACUGUUUUUUUAAAGAAUUUGAAUUCAUAGUUACACGAAGUUGUCAUAUGUAAAUCUGUUUCUUUUUACUAUAAAUAAGUAAGUGCUAUUGACAUGCUAUUAUACAUCUAUUAUCGUUUUUGAUCAAAUUAUUGUAAUCUUGCUGAAUAAAAUGUAGUUAUAUUCAUUGUUGCGUCAUGAUUUCCAGGGAAAUGUUUGUUCAUUCUUCAGUGUAAUUUUUACGAAUAUGAAUGUGCUGACAAUAAAGCUCUUGAGACAAAGUUGAUGCUUUAUUGAAACUCUAUUGCCUCCAAUGAGCAAUGAAAGAGCAAUCAGAUUGUCCCAUGUGUUAUGGCGGAGGAAGCUGUUUGUGUACAGAGUACAUGAGUGGUAGGAAACUCCUGCAGUGCUGAGCAAGUGUUAACCCACGAGACAAACCCAGCUACUCUUCAGUUCCUGUAUCAAUGUCAACACCCCCUUCCUCUGAAAUAUCAUGUGAGGCUCAUCUCAACACGCUUCUUCUUAUUCUGUAUCAUGAUACAAGCUGACACAACUCUUCAAAUAUGGAUGACAUCAAUACUACACAGACAGAAUCAAAAAACAGCACGAACGUCAGCAGCGUGUUCACACAUCAGGUUCUUCCUGUGCUCUACACCAUCAUCUGCCUUUGCGCUUUUAUCCUCAACGGACUCGCCGCUUGGAUCUUCUUCAGGGUUCCCACCUCCUCGGCCUUAGUAGUUUACCUCAAAAACAUGGUGGUGGCGGACAUCUUGAUGUUGUUUAGCUACCCGUGGCGUGUAGUGGGCGAUCUCGGUUAUGGCGGCACGCAAUUGAAGCUGAUAGUUUGCCGCUACACAGCUGUGCUUUUCUACCUCAGCAUGUACACAGGAAUAACCUUCAUGAGCCUCAUCA